AUGGGAGAAGCUUCAAAAGCUACACAAGUCAGCGCCCACAUCAUGGCUUCAACAAUGAGUCUUUGCUCUCUACUCUUUAUAGAGAUGCUUGCAAGGUAUAGAGAGAUGUUGGACACAGCCAGCAAUGGGAACUUCCUUAAUCAGGAUGUGGAUGAUGGCUGGCAGCUUGUGGAAAACAUUGCAACUCCAAUGGAAGCUAUGGAGAAGAGUAUGAUCGCACCAACCGGAGCUCGACCCACCACUCGAUCGAGUCCGAUGAGAAAUUGA
Messenger RNA from Microthlaspi erraticum, 267 nucleotides. The record is from the annotation of a GenBank genome assembly. Lineage: Eukaryota; Viridiplantae; Streptophyta; Magnoliopsida; Brassicales; Brassicaceae.